Molecule: messenger RNA, 825 nt
Organism: Microthlaspi erraticum
Lineage: Eukaryota; Viridiplantae; Streptophyta; Magnoliopsida; Brassicales; Brassicaceae
Source: the annotation of a GenBank genome assembly
AUGGCCAGGCUUACAUAUUCUGCACAAGACAGUGUUUACAAGGUGUUUGACCUGAAUAACUAUUCCAUGCUGUAUUAUUCGAUAUCAGACAAGAGUGUCCAGGAAAUUAAGAUCAGUCCAGGGAUAAUGUUACUGACUUUCAAGAGAGCUACAAGCCAUGUGCCUUUGCAGAUUCUAUCAAUCGAAGAUGGCACGGUUCUCAAGUCCUUCAACCAUCUGCUUCACAAGAAGAAGAAAGUUGAUUUCAUUGAACAAUUCAAUGAAAAGCUUCUCGUUAAGCAAGAGAAUGAGAAUCUUCAGAUUCUUGACGUCCGAAACGCUGAGCAGAUACAAGUUAGCACAACCGAGUUCAUGACGCCCUCCGCAUUCAUAUUUUUGUACGAGAACCAGUUGUUUCUAACGUUCAGGAACCGAAAUGUCUCUGUGUGGAACUUCCGCGGAGAGCUUGUGACCUCGUUUGAGGACCACCUUCUUUGGCAUCCAGACUGUAACACAAAUAACAUCUACAUAACAAGCGAUCAGGAUAUGAUCAUCUCAUAUUGCAAGGCAGAUACUGAAGAUCAGUGGAUGGAAGGAAAUGCGGGAUCGAUUAACAUAAGCAAUAUCUUGACUGGGAAAUGCUUGGCUAAGAUAAAAGCAAACGAUGCCCCUCCAAAGGAAGAGGAGGAGGAAGAGUGCAGUAGUAGCGGUUCGAGAAACUCCAAGCAGAGGAAAACUGCGGUUGCUGAGGCGUUGGAAGACAUAACAUCUCUCUUCUAUGACGAGGAACGUAAUGAAAUCUACACCGGAAACAGGCAUGGCUUUCUCCAUGUCUGGUCUAAUUGA